Saxophila tyrrhenica is the source of this 1218-nucleotide messenger RNA. RefSeq lists its product as uncharacterized. NCBI's taxonomy places the organism in Eukaryota, Fungi, Ascomycota, Dothideomycetes, Mycosphaerellales, Extremaceae. The record is from RefSeq and is a predicted model, not a curated record. The coding region runs from base 1 to 1218 and encodes 405 amino acids. The transcript is spliced from 5 exons.
AUGGACGUUUCCAAAAUUCGCAGCCAUUUUCCGGCGUUGGACCAGAAGCAACUGGAGGUUCGCAAGUACUACAAGAAGUCAUCGACUCGUCAGGGACCAUCAUUCCAUCCCCAAGAAACAACCGCUCUAACAGACGACAGCAUCUCCAAGUACCUCGCAACCAACAACGUCCAGCUCGGCGCCAGCUACCCCAUCGGCCAAGCCUCCACCAAGCUCGUCGACGAAGGCACCAAGGCCGUAGCAAACUACAUCAACGCCUCCCCCGAAGAAGUCGUGCUCGGUCCCAGCACCACCCAACUCUUCCGGAACCUGUCCCAGUCUUUAUACGAUUACAUUACGCCAGACUCCGAAAUCAUCGUCUCCAAACUCGACCAUGAAGCCAACAUCGCCUCCUGGGUCCAGCUCGCAAAGGACAGAGGCGCGACGCUGAAAUGGUGCGAACCAGAAGACAAGACGAACCCGCAGAUCGCGCCCGAUGUACUUCGCAAAUUGAUGAGUGACAAAACGAGACUCUUCGCCUGCACGCAAACCAGCAAUAUCCUCGGAACGAUCAACGACGUCAAAGCCAUCGCAAAGACAGUCCACGAGGUUCCCGGAGCGCUGUUCUGCGUCGACGCCGUAGCGUACGCUCCGCACCGCGCGAUCGAUGUUCGGGACUGGGGCGUCGAUUUCUACUCCUUCUCCUGGUACAAGCUGUACGGCCCACACAUAGCAUGUCUCUACGCUUCCAAACCAGCACAGAAGCACAUGCGGACGCUGGGACAUUACUUCAAACCAACCAACACGCUUGAGAAUCUGCUAGGACUAGCGGCAGCGAACUACGAGCUCACGGCUUCGAUACCGGAGGUGGUGAAGUAUCUGGAAGCGGUGCCUUGGGAGGAGAUAUCGAAGUAUGAGGAGAAGUUGCAGAAGAUUCUGAUUGAUUAUCUGAAGUCGAAGGAGGAGAUUCAGAUUUGGGGUGAGCCGGUGGCGGAUCGGGGGAAGAGGGUGCCUGUUAUUAGCUGGAGUGUUAAGGGGAAGAGUAGUAAGGAGGUUGUGGAGGCUGUGGAGGGGAAGAGUAAUUUUGGAUGGGGAGCGUUCUACAGUAAUCGACUUGUUGAAGAAGUGCUUGGUCUGGAUCCUGUUGAUGGUAUUGUCAGGGUAUCGAUGCUACAUUACAAUACCGAGGACGAGAUUCGUGAGUUCGUGAAGGUGUUUGACCAGGUAGUGUUCCAAUAG